Messenger RNA from Botrytis porri, 840 nucleotides. RefSeq lists its product as uncharacterized. NCBI's taxonomy places the organism in Eukaryota, Fungi, Ascomycota, Leotiomycetes, Helotiales, Sclerotiniaceae. The transcript is spliced from 4 exons. Bases 1 to 840 code for a protein of 279 amino acids. The record is from RefSeq and is a predicted model, not a curated record.
AUGUCGGAUUCCAUUGAGACUAUUGGUAAUAGCUUUAAUAUGACCCCAAAUUUUGCGCCCUCGCACUCAAGUGUAACAACCGCUGACGGAUCUUCUAUUUCGGCGGAUAACGAGGCCGCAAUCGCUCGUUGGAGAUUUAACCGUGCGAGAACUGAAAAAGAACACGCGGCUUUCAGAGAGCGCAUGCAGUUUCAGUCAGCCGACUUUCAUCAAUUUCUCGCGGAAACAGCUAGAACCUCUCCAAAGGUCGCGGUGCCUUCUCCAGCAUGGGAGAGCAUCCCCUUUCCUGUCCCAGUAAGCACCUCCACCAUUAUUGAGGAAUCUGAUGAUCAGCAUUCCGAGAUGAAUGUCAGUUUGGAUGAGACUCAAGAAGUUCCUCGCCGUCAAGCCACUCCAAUGGAUUUUAGUCUUGGAAAUCAACAGAAUCAAGCAGCUCUGGACAUUCCAGCUUUUAGCUUUGAUUUUCCAUCUUUCGAUGAUAACCUAGGUAGUAUCGAAUUACAGUCGUUCCCAGAAAGUGAGCUUCAUACCAACGCUCAACCUUCUGCCGGUAACCAACAGACGAUGAUUACCGUUGGCGCCGUCUUCGAACUUCCACGCAAUCCAUCCGAUGUUCGUUAUCCUUUUUCCAGAGCUUCUAACAUGGCUACUGCUCAAGACCUUACUCACUCCGACCACAACCGCUCCGUUACUCACGUUGAUGCUUUGGGCGAAUACGACGAUGGAUUUUACAACCAAGCUGGUGUUGGUGCUAGGGAUGAAAAGGAAGAGAGAAACUGCUUGUUAUUGCCUUUUGGAUGGAUCAAGCGCCAGCUUGGCAACCUCCGUCACCUCCUCUGA